AUGUCAGGUGGGAAGCAUUGUCCCAGAAUAGUUGUUACUGCCAUAGACCAUUCAGUCACUAAUAUCGCGGAACUUUUCACCCCAAGAAGGGAAAGAAGAGACUUUUUUCAACGUUUCAAACAGAAUCCAAAGAAGCCAACAGGUGGUGCAAUUGAGAAAGAUGGAAAAAGUGUGUGA
Molecule: messenger RNA, 177 nt
Organism: Sphenostylis stenocarpa
Lineage: Eukaryota; Viridiplantae; Streptophyta; Magnoliopsida; Fabales; Fabaceae
Source: the annotation of a GenBank genome assembly